AACAGCUGACAAACUCCAUAAAUUGACAACCGGCAACGUUAGUUCAAACCUGUUAACCAUUUUCCUUCCAACACGACAUGAAUUUUUCUGGAAAAGUUGUUCUUAUUACUGGAGCCAGCUCUGGAAUUGGUGCUGCAACGGCACAAGAAUUUUCCAAACUUGGAGCGCAGUUGGUUUUGGUUGGACGCAAUGUGGAAAAACUUCAGGAGACAGCGGCAAAAUGCCUCAAUCCAGAAAGUCAUUUGCAAAUUAAGGCUGAAAUGACCGAUGAAAAUGAUGUCCAACGGAUUAUCAAGGAGACCCUGGAGAAGUUCCAGAGAUUAGAUGUUCUGGUCAAUGCCGCAGGCAUCAUCGAAAAUGGCACCAUAGAAAAUACUUCAUUGGAGCAAUUCGAUCGUGUCAUGAAUACAAAUGUACGUUCCCUCUAUCAUCUGACCAUGCUGGCAGUGCCUGAACUGAAAAAGACCAAAGGAAAUAUUGUGAACAUUUCCAGUGUCUGUGGUUUGCGUUCAUUCCCCAAUGUUUUGGCCUAUAACAUCUCCAAGAGUGCUGUUGAUCAGUUUACUCGUUGUGUGGCACUGGAAUUGGCUGCGGCUGGGGUGAGGUGUAACUCCGUGAAUCCAGGUGUUAUUGUCACAGAGCUACAUAAACGUGGUGGUAUGGACGAGGAAGCCUAUCAAAAGUUCUUGGAACAUUGUAAGGCCACACAUGCCUUGGGUCGGGCCGGUGAAGUGGAUGAAGUAGCCGGGGUUAUAUGUUUCUUGGCCAGUGAUAAGGCUAGCUUUAUAACCGGUGUUAAUAUGCCGGUGGAUGGUGGUCGUCAUGCCAUGUGUCCAAGAUAAAUGAAAAGAUUUUGUGUAUUUGUUUGUAAAUAUGUAUGUUUUGUCAAAUAAACGCAUGUUUGUAUGUAA
Musca domestica (house fly) is the source of this 911-nucleotide messenger RNA. Its product is annotated as meso-2,3-butanediol dehydrogenase. Bases 78 to 842 code for a protein of 254 amino acids. The record is from RefSeq and is a predicted model, not a curated record. The transcript has a single exon. Lineage: Eukaryota; Metazoa; Arthropoda; Insecta; Diptera; Muscidae. Gene Ontology annotation, molecular function: oxidoreductase activity.